Pocillopora verrucosa is the source of this 2292-nucleotide messenger RNA. The record is from RefSeq and is a predicted model, not a curated record. NCBI's taxonomy places the organism in Eukaryota, Metazoa, Cnidaria, Anthozoa, Scleractinia, Pocilloporidae.
AUGAAUCAGGAAUUGUGCAAACUAAAGUUGGAUUGGAAUGAGAAGCUCCCAAGAGAAUUGUGUGAACGUUGGAAGAGUUGGAGAGAAGGGCUUCUGAGCUUGCAAGGAUUCAGUAUUCCUCGAUGUUUUAAACCAAAGGACUUCGGUGAAGUGAAACAUGUAGAGCUUCAUCAUUUCGCCGACGCAUCCCAAGAGCAUGGUUAUGGGGCAGCCUCUUAUUUACGUCUUGUUAACAGUCGAGGGCAAAUUCAUUGCUGUUUCGUAAUGGGGAAGUCUCGCGUGAAACCCUUGAAAAGUGCUGUAACAGUACCAAAGCUGGAGUUGACAGUGGUUAUUCUAGCAACGAAAGUCAACAAGGUCAUAACGAGAGAGUUAGAAGGAAGACUGAAGAUUAACAGUGUGACUUACUGGACUGACUCUAUGAUAGUUCUCAAGUACAUUGCCAAUGAAGUACGAAGAUUUGUAACCUUCGUCGCAAACCGGGUAGCUGUCAUACGUCAAGAAUCAGAUCCAGGGCAGUGGCGGCAUGUACGAUCAGAGCUCAAUCCUGCGGAUUAUGCUUCCCGAGGGAUCAAGGCCUCGGAGACUGGAAAACUGGAAAGGUGGCGCCGUGGUCCAGAAUUCUUGUGGAGAGAAGUUGAAGAUUGGCCCCCGCAGCCUCCAGAGGAAUUGGGAGACCUCCUAGAUACAGACGAAGGAGUGAAAAGGGGGAGAGUCACUGUUGGAGCAUCCACAGUUCAUGCGGAUUUCUGGAGCAUUUUGUUCCCACGAUAUUCGUCGUGGGAUCGACUGAGAAGAAUAGUUGGGUGGUUAUGUAGAGCCUUCAACAGACCGAUGCAGUCCCAGUGCCAGAACGACAAAGAUAGAAGUGUGAAGUAUAGUCCUAAAACCUUAUCGAUCCAUGAUGUGGACAAAGCGGAGAAGAAAAUCGUGAAGUUCGUCCAGGAGCAGUCAUUUGCUGAUGAGAAAAGUGAAACAGUCAUCAAAGGCAGACUAGCCAGACUUAAGCCAUUCGAAGACGAAGGAAUCAUACGUGUCGGCGGAAGAUUGAAUCACUCGAGUUUGCCAUAUGAUGCCAAGCACCCGAUGAUACUGCCAGCAAAGCACCCCGUGUCUGAGUUGAUAAUUCGCCACUAUCAUCACUUGAAUGGACACGUAGGAACCUAUCAAGUUCUGGCCGAAAUUAGGCAGCGCUAUUGGAUCGUGAAUGCAGUUUCCACGAUAAAGCAAGUUCUUGGCAAGUGCCAUGUGUGCAAACGUCAGAACGCUAAGUUAGGAGAACAAGUGACAGCACCACUUCCAGUUGUUAGAGUGUCUUCGGAUAGUCACAGGCUCGUAUAUCCAUUUGCUGCAGUUGGGUUGGAUUACUUCGGGCCCCUUUACGUGAAGAUAGGACCUAACACAAGAUUGAGGAGAGACCCUUCUCUGAACAAACGUUACGGCUGCAUCUUCACUUGCCUAAGAUAUCGAGCAGUUCACAUAGAGUUAGUUAACAACCUCUCCACUGACAGUUUUAUCAAUGCCGUUUUGCGCUUCGUUGGUAGAAGAGGCCCCCCAGGUAUUAUCUAUAGUGACAACGGUACUAAUUUUAGAGGAGCUGAAUUGGACGUCGUCAACGCUUUAAAAGUGUGGGAUCAGGAGAAGAUUCAGUUGAAGUUGACCAGGAGAGGAAUUGAGUGGAAAUUUAACCCACCCGCGGCCAGUCACCAAGGCGGCGUAUGGGAGAGACUUAUACGGUCUAUCAGAAGGAUCCUUCAUUCUAUGGUGGGAGAACGCCUCGUAGACGAAGAAACCCUGAGAACAUUCCUCAUUGAAGUAGAGAAGAUUUUGAAUGACAGGCCAAUCACGCCGGUCUCUGAUGAUCCAAAGGAUUUGGAAGCACUGACGCCGAACUAUAUCCUUCUAUUGCGCCGAAACCCGUCUUCAUCCCCAGAUUUAUUCGAUGAGUCAGAUCGAUUCAAAGCCAGAUGGAAGCACGUUCGCCUUCUCGCAAAUGAAUUUUGGCAGAGGUGGACAAGGGAAUAUCUGCCGACGCUCCAAGAACGCCAGAAGUGGUUACAACCUAAGCCAAACUUUAAAGUGGGAGAUUUAGUGUUGCUUGCAGACAAGAAUUUGUCCCGGGGUCAGUGGCCGAAGGGUUUGGUCGAGCAAACCUAUCCUGAUAGCGAAGGCAUGGUACGCCAAGUUGUCGUCAGAACAGCGGACGGAGUAUACCGCAGAGAUGUCCGGAAGCUCUGUCUAUUGGAAGAGCAGUUACUAGGUGGCUUGGAACGGCGGCCAAAACCUCUUUGA